GUUCAGCACGGGAUUCGGUUCAGUACAGAGACAUUGGCCGAAUUUUGGGACCACUGGAAGAAGAACUUCCCUUACCACCCCGCUGCUGAGAAGCAACCGCCGCAUCACACUCCGAUAGGCUUCUCUGGGGAUGACACAUCCUAUUCCCUGGCUGGAGCGAAAGCUAUCGUGAUGUUAGUCUCCUAUGUCCUUCACGAGCCGGGCCCAAAGCAGCUAUCGCGAUUUCCUUGGUGUAUUUUGCGGUACGAACUAUCUUUGGGCCCUGCAACCCUGGACCCCAUCAUGAAAAUUUGUGCUUGGUCUCUCAACGUGGCAUAUUUUGGUUCGCGGCGACUGGAAGUGGCACGUGGAGCUGUUCCGACUCAAGAGUUCGACCGGUUCGAGAACUUCGAUUCGACACCUCGCUUUACAGCGAGCCAGUUCUUCGAUGUGUCAUUGGGUCGGUACGUGUGCCCGCUGGUGGCCGUUGCUGGCUUCACACCGGACAUGAUCACAUUUUGCAGCAUGCACGUUUCCAACCUCGGCUUGUUGCAGUGGGUCAACGGUGGAGUGCUGAUUGGAUUACUGGACAGAGGGAUUUUUGGCCACCCUCGCCACGUCCCCGUUCGCGAACGGCUGAGGAUCGCGACAGUGCGUUUCAGAGAGUGGUGUGCCCUGCAUGCGAUCCCACAGUCGCAGCCGAUUAUCACACAGGGCAUGCUCUUUCGCGACCCACCGGAGCUUACUUUGAAAGCUUAUCAUUCCAGGAUUUUUGCGGCUUUCCUGACGGCCGUAUGUCAUGGCUUGAUCAAUGACAGCUCGACGAACGACGACGAGGAGCUGUUGUUGUGGCUUGAGGUUUGCCGGAGUAUCUCGCAGUGGCAUUCAAAGUUAGAAGAUUGCAACCGAUACUUGCUACCAACGGAUGCCGCCGAGCUCACAAGCAUCGCACAUCGCUUCUUGAGGGUGUACAAG
Messenger RNA from Symbiodinium necroappetens, 954 nucleotides. The record is from the annotation of a GenBank genome assembly. Lineage: Eukaryota; Dinophyceae; Suessiales; Symbiodiniaceae.